AUGGCUUCGCCUCCGACUUCUGCUGGCGCGGUCUUACCGGCGCGAGCGCUGUUGAUCAAGCCACAAUGGCUCGAGCCAAUCUUCUCUGGCAGACAGACUUGGGAGGUCCGUGUGCGAGAUCUUCGCAUACGAGGGCGAGUCUGUUUGGCAUCCGAGGGCAAGCUGGUUGGAGAAGUUGAGUUCACAGACUGUUUCCCGAUCGGUGCUAGGGACGCGGGUAACACUCUCGUGUCGGUGCCCGGCUACGACCACAACUUCAUGGGUCUGCAGGCCAACAAAGACAAAAGAUGCAUCGAGGAUGUGACUGUGCUGACAUACACUCGUCUCUUCGCCUGGGUGACGAAAGAUGCCUUUCGAUGCGUGGCGGCCAUUCCUUACAGCCAUCCAUUGGGAGCUCAGCAAUUUGUCGACUUGACUCGCCCUGGCGUAGUUAGCGCUACGGCGGCUCUGCGACAGUGUCUGAAGGACGUGGUAACCUUGUCGGUCCCCUUGAGCAUCUUCCUCAGCAGACCAGCACAUCGGGAAGUGUGGUUUCCAAAAGACGGCGCACAUCCUGAGACCCCGCGCCCUCAAGAUAACUGCUUCGUGGUAGAACGCAUCGUGAGGAUGACAAUGUCCGCCGCUCUAAGAGCCGGCAAGAAGGGCAAGUUGUGGAAAGGAGCCGGGCCCGCCGCCAAGAAAAGCUGGGUGCGAAAAGUUCCUUGGUCAGAUCGCCUGUCGAAGUAUUUUCUUCGUCCUUAUGUGGAUGCUGCCGGCAGUCCCUUUGCUGGGACGGCCGACGAGAAGGAUCUUCUCACCAGCUGGCAUCUUCAGGGAGUGCUGGAUCAGACGUGCUCAGAAUAUUGCGCCCGCCAGGGCGUUGCUCUGUCCGAGGGCGCAGCCAAUCUAGAGGUAGGCGCCGCGCUGCUAGCACAUCACAUUUCCAUUGACCCGGAGGAGGCAUGCAAGUACUUGAACACGGCCAACGAAGAUCUCGAGCGCAAUGACGAGGCGACCUCCACGGCUGUCAAGCGCUUUCUCCGGUUCUUCACAACUGAUGCGGGCAAGAAGGAAGCUUACUUCAAGAAGCUUGCUAGGUUCUCAGCGCGGCUGUACCUCUUCGCUUUCGAGGGACUCGAGGCAAUCACUGCACUGAACAACCCGAAGGUGAUGGCGGCAGGAGUCCAUCACAUUGGUGCUGACUACAAUCUGCCCGGACCUUCUAAUACCUGGCUCAAGAAACUUACCGACCAAGAAGCCAUGUUAGGAUCGUUUGCGGCGGCCUUUCAGAAGAUCGAAGGCGUCAAAAAGAGAUCCGGCGCUGUCGCCUUCGACGAUUGGGACGAGACCACAACCGGCGAUGUCUGGGAUGCUGGUCAGAAGGGCGGCUAUGCUUGGGGGCACGACGAGGACGAGGACGAGGAGGAAAUGCAGAAGCCCAGCCCGCCCCCCAAGAAGCGCCACCCGGCUGCGUCACUCAAGCCAGCGGCUGCACAUGAUGCGCUCGCCUCAGACGACGAACCUUUCCAGCAGUUGGAUCUAGAGUCCUCGCCAGAAGCGCUGCUGGCGAAAGCGAAGGAAGACACGAGGGAUCGGCCUCCUCUCCAGGAUGCCUUGACCGACAAUCUUCGAAAGUUGCUCCACGCGCUAGAGACGAUGGUCGCCAGCCUGGACGAGGCCUUGCAGACUCAGGCUGCAUCUCCGGACAAGCGAGGCUUUUAUCUCUGA
Molecule: messenger RNA, 1707 nt
Organism: Symbiodinium sp. CCMP2456
Lineage: Eukaryota; Dinophyceae; Suessiales; Symbiodiniaceae
Source: the annotation of a GenBank genome assembly